Messenger RNA from Trichomonas vaginalis G3, 765 nucleotides. RefSeq lists its product as uncharacterized. Lineage: Eukaryota; Parabasalia; Trichomonadida; Trichomonadidae. The transcript has a single exon. The record is from RefSeq and is a predicted model, not a curated record. The coding region runs from base 1 to 765 and encodes 254 amino acids.
AUGGUGUCACCACCUGCCAACUCUCUUUUAUUGUUAGCUGUUAAGCGCGCAAUAAAUAUUGGAAACGCCAAGAUUUACAUCCAGCAUCAAAGAUUCUAUUCCAAUACUGAUUACUCAACUUAUGAAGUUAGUGCUGAAGACGUUCCAGGUUUCCUUAAUGCAUUAGUUGAUCAAAGCUUCAACAACUUACCAGAAUCAUUAAAGAAACACAAGGCUGAAUUGAUUGACACUCACGUUACAUGGGAUGGAUUGAAAUAUGAAAUGUGCUGCAACACAUUUUAUGCUGUUAAUAAAGGAAGGCUCUACUUCUUCACAUACUGCUUCCAGCCAAAGGAUGACCUCAAAUCAAUUCAAGCAGAAACACUUAGCUUUGAAAUCACCUGCAGAUUAGCCGACACUUGCAUUUGCUCAACACUCAUGCAGAGAACAUCAAUGGGUCAUCGUAAAUUCGACGAAAAGAGAUAUAUUAAGCCAGCAGUUACUAACAAGGACUUCAUUGAUGCUUUGACCCUUGCUGUUUCUCCACUCCUUGGAUCGUUCGAUAUCAAGACACCUUCUAAUAUUGGUUACGAACUUCAGGCUCAGGCUUUCGAAACACCAAGCACAAUUCCAAGUGAUGCUCCACGUAGAACAGUUUACAACAAGUACAAGCAGAUGAGUGUUGUUGUUACUGAUCCAGCUGUUCUCAAGCUCCUUCCAAGCCGUUGGGAAUAUGUCUCAACAAAGGAUAUCAUCAGAAACAACGGCUACGUCUUUGAGUAUUAA